This is a messenger RNA of Brienomyrus brachyistius, 984 nucleotides long. RefSeq lists its product as uncharacterized. Lineage: Eukaryota; Metazoa; Chordata; Actinopteri; Osteoglossiformes; Mormyridae. The transcript is spliced from 4 exons. The coding region runs from base 206 to 967 and encodes 253 amino acids. The record is from RefSeq and is a predicted model, not a curated record.
UUAUGCAGUCCAUGAUCAGAGCAAGAAAUUCAAAACUCUCUGAGGCAGAAUUUAUCUCAUUUUUGCAUUUCUUAUCUUACAUCUUAGGGCUCUGAAAAAAUUGGUCAAUGAGAAGCAGAACAACUGGGAUGUCUUCUUGGAUGCUACAUUGUUUUCUCUUAGAUCUAAAAUCCACACCACCACAAAAUUCUCUCCUUUUCUGUUAAUGUAUGGAAGGGAGGCAGUUUUCCCCUCUGAGGUUCCUGUUGACAUGCCUCUUUCCACAAUUAUUCUUCCCGAUGAGAAAAGCUAUGGCAUGUUUUUUGAUGAAAAAAAUAAGGUGGUUGAGACAAUAAAAACAACAACAGCUGAAAACAUCUCCAAGUCACAGGAAAAACAGAAGCAGGCAUAUGCUAAACGAAUACAAAAGAAGUACCAAAACACAGAUUAUCAUGUUGGAGAUGAGGUGCUUCUGUUCAACAUGAGGAAGCAGGGACGGAAGGGAGGAAGAACGGAACCGGAUUUUACUGGACCUUAUGUCAUCCAGGCAAUAUGUGGCAAGCUGGUUACACUGUCUAUUUCUAAAGGGGCAACUUUAAAGAACAAAUACAAUGUAAACCACAUCAAGCCAUACAGAAGGAGCCAAACUGAUGUCCCAAGUCAGGAAUCACACAAGGUGCCAGAAGAGUGUAAGACCAGUAAACCUCCCUCUAGCCCAGAGCCUCUGACAGAGAGGCCACAGAGGCCUUCAGUAAUUCAUUUUUCUGCAAGAAAAGAUGUUAAAAUCCUCCAUGAAACAAGAGGGUUAGAAUGCUCUGGUCUGCCGAAGAUCAUGGCCAGGUGGAAGCAGUUGUUGGACCAUACAAAUUGUAUGAUACAUCUUUCCGAACACUGCAUGGGAAUGAAUGGUUGGCUGAUGAGGUUAUUGAUGCAUACUUGUUCAUUCUCAUUGAAAAACAGCAGGCAAGUGGGAAUCAUAUUUAUGUAACUUUUGUUUAAUAUUUC